AGGCGUGUUGCCGUCGGUGCGGGGGGGGAGGAAGAUGGCGGCGGGGCGCUGAGGGGACGGGACCGGGCCGCCUCGCACCGCACCGCGCCGCGCCGGAGACCCGAGCCAGGAAAGCCGAGCCGAGGUCCCCGGUGCGUUCCGGGCCGUUCCGCCCUGCUGACGGACCCCCCCAUGGCCGCGGGGCCGGCCCAGGAGCCGCGACCUCGUUGGGCCUUCUCGGGCCGCGCCGCUCCCGGGCCUCGCCGAGGCAGCGGCCCGCUGAGCCCCGCAGCCUGGCCCGGUCCCCGCCAGGCCUGACCCGCCCUCCGCUCCCGAGGCCUCUGCGCGCAGGAGCCCGGGCUGGGCCCGGGGCGGCGGCGGCCCCUGAGGAGAGCGGGCCGGGGGCAGCGCCCGACCUGGGGCCUCUCCCCGGCCCUUCAGCGGCAGCGCUUGACUCGCCCCGAGGAGCCCAGCGGAGGAGCGGCUCCUCCGGCCCGUGUCAGGAUGUCCGAGAACCAGCCCAACGCCAACAACCACCACCCGGCCAACAACAACGGGGGCGGUGGGGCUGUCGGGGGGAACAACCGGGGUGUCCGCAAUCCCAACCUCAACCAGAACCCCUUGAUCAAUGUGCGCGAUCGCCUCUUCCACGCGCUCUUCUUCAAGAUGGCAGUGACCUACGCUCGCCUCUUCCCACCCUCCUUCCGACGCGUCUUCGAAUUCUUCGUCCUCCUCAAGGCUCUCUUCGUGCUCUUCAUCCUGGCUUACAUUCACAUCGCCUUCUCCCGCUCGCCCAUCAACUGCUUGGAGCACGUGCGAGAGAAAUGGCCGCGCGAUGGCAUCUUACGGGUGGAAAUACAGCGCAACUCGAGCCGAGCCCCCAUCUUCCUGCAAUUCUGUGGUGUUGAGAAGUUCCCAGGAAUGGUAGUUGAGUCCACAGCUGACGAAGAGGAGGAGGAAGAGGAGGAAAUGACUGUGGAUAUGUUUGAAAACAGCUCUGUCAAGUUUGAGCUGGACAUUGAGCCCAAGGUGUUCCUCAAGCCUUCCCGGGUGAGCAGCACAGAGGCACUGACCCACAACGAAAGCCAGGAGUUCUCAUUUAGUGAAGCAGCCACUAAAGGUAUGCAGCCUCUGAGGGAGACUGUGUCCGAGUUUGAGAUGCUAGCCAGAGCAGUGUGGCCGCAGGAAGAGUACAUUGUGGAGUACUCGCUGGAGUACGGGUUUUUGCGCCUGUCCCAGAGCACUCGCCAGCGCCUCAGCAUCCCGGUCAUGGUGGUGACUCUGGAUCCUACCAGGGACCAGUGCUUUGGGGACAGGUUCAGUCGCCUGCUGCUGGACGAGUUCCUGGGUUAUGACGACAUCCUGAUGUCAAGUGUCAAAGCUUUAGCUGAAAAUGAAGAAAACAAAGGUUUCCUUCGCAAUGUGGUGUCUGGGGAGCACUACCGCUUUGUCAGCAUGUGGAUGGCUCGGACUUCGUAUCUGGCAGCCUUUGUCAUCAUGGUCAUAUUUACUCUGUCCGUUUCGAUGCUGUUGCGCUACUCGCACCAUCAGAUCUUUGUCUUCAUUGUUGACCUGUUGCAGAUGCUGGAAAUGAACAUGACGAUUGCGUUCCCUGCAGCUCCCCUCCUCACUGUCAUUCUGGCUCUCGUAGGUAUGGAGGCCAUUAUGUCAGAGUUCUUCAAUGACACCACAACCGCGUUUUACAUCAUCCUGAUUGUGUGGCUGGCUGACCAGUACGAUGCGAUCUGCUGCCACACCAAUACGAGCAAGAGGCAUUGGCUCAGGUUCUUCUACCUGUACCACUUUGCCUUCUAUGCUUACCACUACCGAUUCAACGGGCAGUACAGCAGCCUGGCUCUCGUCACCUCGUGGCUCUUCAUCCAGCACUCGAUGAUUUACUUCUUCCAUCACUACGAGCUGCCGGCCAUUCUCCAGCAGAUCAGGAUCCAGGAGAUGCUGCUGCAGAACCAGCAGGUGGGCCAGGGGACCCAGACAACACUCCAGGACAACCUCAACAACAACACUACGGCUGCCCCGGUUGAUGUGGGGAGCCGCCGACCCCACCUGCCCGCCGGACCCUCCGGGGAGAGCAGCAGCCCGGCUGCGCUGACUCCCAGCGAGGCCUCCAGCGUCAUCGCCGCUGCCACAGCGGCGUCUGUUGGCAGCGAUCUGAACUGGGUAGCUGAGACAGCCGCCAUCGUUACAGAAGCCUCUUUUCUCUCUGACCUGAGCUCUACCCUCCUGGAGCCAAACGUGGUGCGCGAAGCCACGGCCAGUGGGAGCCCUCAGGAUGCUGCCGCUGCCUCCAGUCUGGUCGCCCGCAUCAGGGUCAGCAGCGACCACCCGGAGUCGGCCGUGGGCUCCAUCACCAUUGAGGUCACUUCAACAUCUGUGGUGGCCGCGGCGGCAGAUGUUCCCCCCGCCGCAGAGGCGGCACCAGCUGCGCCCCUCGUCCCGCCGCAGGAGGAGGGGGCCUCCGUCCCCAGCCCUCCCCUCCCUGAGCAGACUGUGGCUGCCGAGGGCGCAGCCAGCCAAGCCAAACCUAGCGGCAAGAACUGCCUUGCAAAGAGCAGCGCGGCAGAGACCCCUCCAGCCUUUGUGGAGGACGCUGAUCAGGACAGACGUCUGGGUCGCGCUCUUGGGGACCGGGGGGAAAGCAGCCCUUGCCCAGCACCAGCGGAUAGUACGCCGAGCUCCAAACCUUGCUCGGAGCCAGACUUGAGGAGCCUGUCUUGAGUCCCUGCUACUGUGAUCCUGGACCACCAGGAAGGCGUUUGGAUUUUGUUUGUUACUGUUUCUCACUUCACCAUCAUCCUUAACCCAUGAAUUCCUCUUAGCGGAGGCAGAGCAGCUGGGACGGAGAAGAGGUGCUGCAGUGAACUCCCCCGGGAAAAAGCACGUGUGCGCUUGUGCGCGAGCGGCUGACGCGCGGGGCUGCGGGGUGGGGGGCGAGGCCUGCGAGGCUCGGGGGCGAGCAGGCUGCCCGCCCGAGCCCUGCCGUCGGCCCCGCGCCCCAGCCUUUCGCUGCCCCCGCUUUGCCCGCUGCGGUGGCGUUCGCAGUCCCGGUGCCGCUCACGAGCGUGAGCUCACUUGUGACAGACACGCGUGUGCGGCAGCUUUCUGGUUAGAAUAGCGGCCUUGGGCGAGCAGGGAGAGCGUCUUCAGACAUCCUUGGGAGAGCCACAGAAGGCAGAGGAGAAACCUGGUAAGCUUUCCUUCUCCUUAAGGGGAAAAGGAGCUUAAGACCUUCCCCAAACACUAGAUCUGCUCACGCCAGGGCAAAGCUGGGCAAUAACCAAAGCAGAAACUGCAGUUCAGCCCCAUUUUCUUCUCUCUCUGAACUUUCCUUGGUCAGCAGGUUUGGGGUAGAAGCUGCCGUCUCCAGGUUAGAGCUUCCAUCCCAGGAGAUGCAUUUGGCUGGGCUUGGAAGCAGCGGGGUCGAUUCCUGUGCAGGUCAGCCACGGACAAAUGCUGUCCCUUCCGCUGCGGGGGCUUUGGGAAUUUGGCCUCUCUCAGAGGUGUGUGGCCAGCAUAAAGCGGGAGCUCGUGGCACAGGCGGACGGUCUCCAGUGAGAUCUGCUGGGAACUGAUGCGCAGCGUCGGUGUCUGUAGCGCCGUUCGGGACGAGGAGGGCAGCAGCUCUGUCUCCGUACAGCUCUGCUUUCGGCACCUGCCCCGUGGGUGAAGAAGUUUGCUUUCCAGUGCCUUGUCCCUGCAGUGGGACACGUUUGCAUUUAAGAUCAGCCCCAUCCCAGAGGAGGGAUCAGCUUUUCCCUGGCUGAACUCUUGCAUGAGAUGGUUUAGCAAAGAACCAAAACACUAAAUCCAAGACAUUUCAGCUCAUUUUUCCCUCAUUUCCCCGGCAGCAGAGGUGAAGCUGGCUGUACCCGACCCCUCCACGAGCCUUGGUGCCGUGGGGCUGGGGCGGGGACUGGCCCCCCAAGGGCAGGCUGGCCCCGAGCGAGGAUAUAGCUGGAAGGAGGUUUGUGCUUGUAGGUAGAGCUGCACAGAGCAGGAGUCUCGUGUGUAGGGCUGAGAGGAGGUCGGGAGAGCUGUGGUGGAAAAGGGAGGUGGGGCGUGGGGCACUCUGCUCUCGGGGGCAGCUGGGUCGCUGCAGAAGUGGCCCGAGUUUAGCCUCUCCCCACAGCUGGGCAGCACCUGUGGAGUCCGUCUCCCUUGGAGGGCUCGUGUCUGCAUUUCGGUGUCUUCCACCAGGAAAGGGUUUCCACGUCAGCGCCCUGGGGGGCUCAGAGCCCCCCGCUUCACUUCCUCUGCAUUUCCCACCCAGGUGCCCCCUUUUUCUUUCUCAUUUUGUCUCGAGGAGCCCCGUUGCUCUGGGGAAGGGGGUAGCCUGCCCGUGACCAGGGCGUCGCGUCCUUCUGCAGCCAGCCUUCCUGGGAAGGGCCUCGCUGGCAGCGGGCUCCCUGCCUGCGGCGAGGACGUGCCAGGGCGCCGGAGAGCAAGGGAUAAUCGUAGGCUUUUAAGAGGAGACGGUGGGUGGGAAGGGAAGGGGGGGGAAACAAACCAAAUGAUUUGAUGAAUUAAGAGUAGAGUUCAUUCUAUUUAAGAAGUGUUUGUAUAUAAUAAAUAUUAUUAACAGCU
Messenger RNA from Phalacrocorax carbo (great cormorant), 4581 nucleotides. NCBI's taxonomy places the organism in Eukaryota, Metazoa, Chordata, Aves, Suliformes, Phalacrocoracidae. The record is from RefSeq and is a predicted model, not a curated record.